Molecule: messenger RNA, 660 nt
Organism: Racocetra fulgida
Lineage: Eukaryota; Fungi; Glomeromycota; Glomeromycetes; Diversisporales; Gigasporaceae
Source: the annotation of a GenBank genome assembly
AUGAAUAUCCAUCGACUUCUCGAUAACUCUGAAGAGGUCUAUUCUCAUGCUGCCUUUAAUAAGGAAUCUGAACAAGAAUACAAGAAUCAAGAGAUUCAAACUGAAAGUAAAAGCGUUGGACCCAGCUUUAUUUUUGGUGGCAAUCUACCAACUUACAAUUGUUUUGCAAGUUGUGAUAACCAAAAUUCUGCUCAUAAAUUAUCGUCGUUGCCUUCACUUAUUCGUUCCUAUGAAUUCUCUCCCCAACCACCACUAAUUACGAGUAAAGAAAAUAUUUAUUAUGAACCACGCGAAAAACUUUUACUGGAUGGCGCGGAGCUUUGGUCUCAAUUCUAUAGUGUUGAAAACGAGAUGAUCAUCACAAAAUCGGGCAGAUGCAUGUUUCCACUAUUAAAAUUUAAGCCCAUGAACCUUGAUCCAUCGGCUACAUAUUCUUUUAUCGUUGAUUUUAUUCAAGUAUCUCCUACUCGUUUCCGGUUUAAAAAAGGAAGUUGGGUUUCUAUCGGUGUAGAUAAACGCAAAUUUUCUCUAAACAAUUUAAAUAGUCGAAACGGGAGAAUUAAAACUGGCAUGGUUGGAGGUCGUCCGUUUAAGCAUCCUGACUCCCCUCAAUCUGGUAAUUUUAAUAAAUUUAGAAAUUUAACUAAAUUUAAUGAAUGA